AAUGGUCACAGAACACUGGCACAGUAUUCUGUGACGCUGUUAAUCUGUGAGAUUGACGAAAACGGUGUAUACAUAAAAUAAAUUUAAAUUAAUAAUUACUAGAUUGUUCUGAGAUAUUUUGAUCGUUAAUGGUGUAUAUCAAUAGCUUAAUCCAAAUCUAGUUUACCAUUUACUAUCCUGCCAACGUCAUUAUAUCUGUAAUAGCUGACGGGAAAAGUCACAAAGUUUUUGUACGCUUGAAAAGUACUAGUCAUUCCAGGCAAACAUGGCUGACGACGUACCGGUAAAUAGUAAAGAAAAGGAUAAGAAACCCCAGAAAAAAUCAUCAGUUGGUGAAAAAGAAUCUUCAAACAAAAUAACAGUUAACAUUAAAACUCCAAAAGAAAAAGAAUCGUUUGUAGUGAGUGCUGAUGCUUCAGUGAAAGACUUGAAGGAAUUGAUUAGAGAGAAGUUUCCCGCAGAACCUGAUCAACUAUGCCUUAUUUUCGCUGGGAAGAUCUUGAAAGAUAAUGAUAGUCUGGCCCAACAUAAAAUUAAAGAUGGACUCACUUUACAUUUGGUUAUCAGAGCAGCUCAGACUCCGAGAAAUGCAGAAAGUUCAUCUUCAGAAACUUCAGGUCGGCCUGAACCUACAAUCCCAUCAACCAACCCUUUCAACACUAUAGGUAUGGGAGGAUUUCCUAAUUUCAAUCAGCUAGGCUUGGGUGGAAAUUUGAAUAUGUCAGAACUCCAAUCCAGAAUGCAAAGUGAGCUACUUGCUAAUCCUGAAAUGCUAAAUAAUGUACUAGAUAAUCCUUUGGUACAAAGAAUAAUGUACAACCCUGAUAAUAUGAGGGCUCUCCUCACUAGAAAUCCGCAGAUGCAAGAACUAAUGGAGAGAAAUCCAGAAAUUAAUCAUAUGCUCAACAACCCAGAUCUCUUGAGGCAAACAAUGGAGCUGGCCCGCAAUCCUGCUAUGUUGCAAGAACUCAUGAGGAGCCAUGACAGGGCCAUAAGCAACUUGGAGAGCAUCCCUGGAGGUUAUAAUGCAUUACACAGAAUGUAUCGUGAUAUACAGGAGCCCAUGUUAUCUGCAACUACUGAUCAGUUGGUUCGCAAUCCUUUCGCAGGAUUGGUUGGUAAUACGUCUGCUAAUAAUCCACAACAAGGACGAGAAAACACUGAACCACUUCCGAACCCAUGGAACCCGAAUCAAACUUCAACUCCAAAUACUAUGCCGAGCUCAGCUACCCCGGAUGCCUCUUCGUUGCCAAGCUUUAUGCGACAAGUAGCUGGAAACCCAGUACCGGUACAGGAUAUGAUUUCGGAUCCCCUUGUGCAAUCUGCAGUGGAAGCUUUGUUGACCGAUCCCAGCACGACAACUCCUAUUAUUGCAAGCAACCCUUUGCUUGGGGGAAAUCCUAUGUUACAAGAACAAAUGCAAGCCCUGUUGCCUCAUUUCAUUGAACAGCUGCAAAGACCAGAAAUUUCUUCUAUCUUAUCGAAUCCCCAGGCAAUGAAUGCCAUCUUACAAAUACAACAAGGCAUGGAGACUCUCAGGCAAACGGCUCCCAAUUUGCUAAAUACGGCUAUUCCAGGAAAUACGUCUGGAACUGCCCAGUCAAGUACUGGAAAUCAGGCAAGCAGCACUACUGCCAGUACAACAACUACCAGUUCCAAUCCAACUCUUAAUUCUAAUAAUCCGUACUCAGAGUUUAUAGCUCGAGUUGCAAGCGAUCUGGGCAUUCAUGAUAAUUCUGUACCACCAGAACAACGCUACCAAUCCCAGCUGAACCAACUUGCCGCUAUGGGUUUCGUCAACAGAGAAGCUAAUUUGCAGGCACUUAUAUCUACAUUGGGAGAUGUUAAUGCUGCUGUAGAGAAAUUAUUGGCUCUGGGCCAGUUGUCCAUGAGCUAACCUUUGAAAAGAAUUCUCAUGGACCGUAAGAACUCCAUUUUACUUUAUUAUUGCAUUGAUAGUUUAUUUUAUUAACAAUUGUUUAUAUAGGUUCAAAAAUCUAGAUGGUAGAUAUUUCGAUGAAAAUGGUCUUGGCAACUUUCCAGUUUUGUCUCACGUAUAUUUUAUUUUAACGUUUUUGGGAUUGUACUUUUUUUAUCGAAGUCUAGCAUCAGAUUAAAUGUUCUGUUGUUAUGCUGUGUUGUGAUGAUGGCCUCGUUCUUCAACACUCUUGAAAUAGACGUAAAAAUUCUCCUUGAUUAGUGCCUCUACCUUUCUAUUGCGCCCAAGUAAAAUGAUUUUUUAUUGGUCAUUUUAUUGCAGAGAAGGGAGAAAAUGAGCGUAUGUCAGCAUUCUGAAGUACUUUUAAGUUUACUUUAAAUAAAUAUGUAGGGUUUUCAGGAAAUACAAUCGAGUAUUACUUCAGGUUUCAGUUUCUUAUUUUCAACAUGUGAGUAGAUAGUCGAAAACGGUAAUUGUUAUUUUUUGAAUACCCUCUUUCUUAUACGCACUGGAAAAUGAACCAUUCCAAAAAAGAAGAUGAACAAUUUCAUCCGCUACUUUUUGUUUCCAUUGAGAAGAAAAGGUCUAUUUUAUUCGUUUUAUCUUUUAUGUACCCUUACAUCUAUAUUACCGUUAUUCUUUUUUUAUACUUCAAAUUAUUCAGAUCCUAAAUGUUUUAAAUAUUUUUAUUCUAGUCAAGAAACUAAGCAUUGUAACGUUUUCAGUUUUUUUUUUUCUAGUUCAUUGACAUAAGAAUAACAUUUUUUAAACUGCGGAAUUUUAAUUUUUAUUUAGGAGAGAAUUGAAGGAUAAAUAAAGAUAUUUCAU
Leptinotarsa decemlineata (Colorado potato beetle) is the source of this 2767-nucleotide messenger RNA. RefSeq names its product ubiquilin-1-like. NCBI's taxonomy places the organism in Eukaryota, Metazoa, Arthropoda, Insecta, Coleoptera, Chrysomelidae. The record is from RefSeq and is a predicted model, not a curated record.